ACCCGUGGAUAGGAUCCCGAGCGCGACGAAGCGGCGCUCCCUUCGUGCCCUUCUCUCGCGAUAGCGGCGGCGGCGGUGACUGGAACGAAGGGGCGGAGGGGACGGCGGCGGCGACUCGACGGUGGCCGGCUGGAGGAGGAGAGCUCCUCGACGACGCGGACGCCGCCCUUCCUCGACACGGACGCCGCCACGGAGCCCGACCAAAUCCCUAGCCGCAGGCUCAAGAUCGUUCCCUUCCCCGCCUCCGACGCCGGCCGGUAGAAGGUUAAAACAUCGUCGUGCCACAUAAAAGGCUUGCUGUAGAAGCAGUCAGGAUGAAGAUCAGAGUUGUUUGCAGGAAGUUGUAUGAUUACGUGAGGUAUGAUCUGAAAGAGAUCGCCUUCCCGUCUUCUCUGCCGGACCCUCCGGGCACCAUACGGCGUCCCAAGCUCACGCUAAAAGAAAAAUGGUGCAUCCUCAAGGAGGCCACCAGGCUCUAUGGGGCUUCCUGGGUCAGGGACAUUGGUCCUGAGCUCAGGCCAAACGACUACAAGAAGGCCAAAGAGGAAUCGGGUCCCACCAGCACCAAGAAGGGGAAGAGUACUGGUGAGCCUACCGUGCUGGAGGAUCUCGCGGUGGCGGCGAGGGGUGGGGCCGAGACCCUGAAACCCGCGCUGCGUCGCAUAUACAUGACCCGUGCCUCGACCUACACGAGCGCGGUGAAGAACUAUGUGGAGACCUAUCAGGAAGGGCUGAAGGAUGUCUUGGAUCAGAAGGUUGCUGCAAAAGGUCAGCAAAGCAAUGAGCCGACGAAAUCAUCUGCAUCGCCCCCACCACCGCCACCGUCGUCAUCAUGAGUUUGUUUGAGUUCUCAAGGAUUUUUUUAAAUAAAACCUGUAGCUUAUCUUCUGUAUGUAGUAGAUCAGAGUUGCCGGCUGUGUGGUCGGAUACAACAGACAGAAAUGCUUUGCUCAUUCCCCAAACAUUUCAUCGUGAGUAGAUCUCUGAUCUUGUUGAUCUGCUGGUCUGGAUUCUGUGAAGUGUGAACUCUAAUGUGCAUGGUUCCUAUGGUCUUGUUUCA
Lolium perenne is the source of this 1060-nucleotide messenger RNA. RefSeq lists its product as uncharacterized. Lineage: Eukaryota; Viridiplantae; Streptophyta; Magnoliopsida; Poales; Poaceae. The record is from RefSeq and is a predicted model, not a curated record.